Molecule: messenger RNA, 1011 nt
Organism: Mycosarcoma maydis (corn smut)
Lineage: Eukaryota; Fungi; Basidiomycota; Ustilaginomycetes; Ustilaginales
Exons: 1
Coding region: 1-1011 (336 amino acids)
Molecular function (GO): hydrolase activity
Source: RefSeq, a predicted model, not a curated record
AUGUCGACUACAGCAUCCGACCCCGAAGAGUUGCUCCAUGCGUGGAGUUUCCAAUACCUUCGUUUAAAGGCCUUGGUCGUGCUCAUGCGUUUCUUGAAUUCUCUUCGUCCACUGAUCCACACUAACCAGCCGCCGCUGCCCCAUGCAUUCGAACGUCACAUUGUCCAGCUUCCUUCGCGACAAAGCGGUCGAACCAUAAAAGCCCACAUCUACCGUUCCAAACAUGUGGCUCCUUCUUCUGAUGGCGUCGCCGCUCCUCUUCCCGUCCAUGUAACCUGGCACGGAUCUGGAUUUGUUCUGCCCAACCUCGGCGAUGAUCAUGCAUUUAUUGUACACCUCCUCCAAGCGCUCGGUCCCAACUGUAUCGUCGUGGAUGCCGACUACCGCAAGGCUCCCGAACAUCCUUUCCCUGCUCCAAGUCACGAUGCUCAAGACGUCGUCAACUACAUUCUCUCUCAACCUGACGUCUAUGAUGCCCGCCGCAUCACCCUUGGUGGCUUUUCGGCAGGCGGCAACCUCGCCCUCGUCGUUGGCGCACAUUUCGGUCCGCAACGCAUCGCUGGUGUCGCCGCGCUUUACCCCGCCGUCGACUUCACCGUCAAGCCAGGAGAUCGCGCUCUCCCCACCAAAGACCGUCCCGCUAGCGGUUUCCCACUUCCGGCGUGGAUGAACAAUCUGUUUCUGGAUUGCUACUUUGUCCGUCCGGACCACAAGCGCCAUCCGCUCUGCAGCGUCUACUAUCUCGAUGCGGAUCGCUUCCCUCCUCUCCUACUUGCUUCCGGCCAGGUCGACUACCUCUGGCAUGCCUCCAACAAGCUCGUUCACAAGCUCACCCAUGCCGGCAGAACAGACGCGCGUUUCAUCAGCAUCCAAAAGGAAGGACACGGCUUUGACAAACUCCCUCGAGGUCCUGCUUCUCGUCAACGCAGGGAUUACGUCUACACCGAGUUUGCCAACUUUAUCCGCGACGCAUGGGCUCGCACAUCUUCUCAACACAAAGCUCACCUUUAG